GGCGCUGCAGUCAAUGGGUGUUACCAGAUUCCAUGACAGUUUGAUAGAUAUUACUAUUACUGAUGAUACUAGGUUGUAGUUUUGGUGCCGACAGUCAAUUCUGUUAUAAUUUUUGAUGUUACUGUUUUCAGUAAAGUUUGUUUUUCAUGUAUUAUUAAGUUAUUUUUUUACUUAACUAGUAUCAAUGAUAAUUAACCUAGACAAUUGGUCAGCCUAUUUAAAUAUUAAUAAUAUAGUUUCAAGGAAAUUAAAUCAUGACUUGGGGAUUCAUUACUUGCGGUCCAAAUGAAGCAUUGGUGAUUUCCGGAUGCUGUUAUGGUAAACCAAAUUUAGUACCUGGUGGUCGAGCUUUUGUUUGGCCAAUUAUUCAAUGUUGUCAAAGGAUAUCUUUAAAUACAAUGACAUUACAAGUUGAAAGUCCUAAAGUUUAUACAAGUCAAGGUGUACCACUAUCUGUUACUGGAAUUGCUCAGGUUAAAGUUCAAGGUCAAAAUGAAGAAAUGCUUUUAAGUGCAUGUGAACAAUUCUUAGGCAAGUCCAUAGAAGAAGUCCGAGAAAUAGCAUUGCAUACUCUUGAGGGCCAUCAACGAGCAAUAAUGGGAACAAUGACUGUUGAGGUUUAUUUCAUAAAGUUUUAAAUAGUAUUAUACAUG
Daktulosphaira vitifoliae (grape phylloxera) is the source of this 653-nucleotide messenger RNA. Its product is annotated as flotillin-1-like. The record is from RefSeq and is a predicted model, not a curated record. Gene Ontology annotation, biological process: positive regulation of cell-cell adhesion mediated by cadherin; regulation of receptor internalization; positive regulation of endocytosis. The coding region runs from base 255 to 638 and encodes 127 amino acids. The transcript is spliced from 5 exons. NCBI's taxonomy places the organism in Eukaryota, Metazoa, Arthropoda, Insecta, Hemiptera, Phylloxeridae. Gene Ontology annotation, cellular component: plasma membrane.